Molecule: messenger RNA, 1875 nt
Organism: Cyphellophora attinorum
Lineage: Eukaryota; Fungi; Ascomycota; Eurotiomycetes; Chaetothyriales; Cyphellophoraceae
Product: Phosphate-repressible phosphate permease pho-4
Exons: 8
Coding region: 1-1875 (624 amino acids)
Biological process (GO): phosphate ion transmembrane transport
Cellular component (GO): membrane
Source: RefSeq, a predicted model, not a curated record
AUGGUUCUCGAAGACUACACGUACGUCUUUGCCUUUGGCACGAUGUUUGCGCUGCUCGAGGCGUAUAACAAUGGUGCCAAUGAUGUUGCCAACGCGUGGGCGACGUCUGUGUCGUCACGAUCCGUCACCUAUCGGCAGGCUAUGGUGCUCUGCGUGAUCUUCGAGUUGACUGGGGCCUUGGCAGUGGGAGCACGAACUGCAUCUACUAUCAAGAACGGCAUCAUUCCCAUCUCGGCCUUCAAUGGUAACGCUGGCGUCCAGCUACUCGCGUUUGCCUGUGCUUCCGCAGGUGCCGCCAUCUGGGUUAUGUGGUGCACCCGACACUCCGCGCACGUAUCUUCGACUUACUCACUCGUCUCCUCAAUUGCUGGAGUGGGCGUUGCUGCCGUCGGUGCCAGCAAAGUACAAUGGGGCUGGAAUGACGGUCAAGGUCUAGGCGCUAUCUUUGCUGGACUUGGAAUGGCACCUGCCAUCUCAGCCGCCUUUGGUGCUAUCAUCUUCAUGCUCAUCAAAAUUGUUGUGCACAUGAGGACCGAUCCGGUCAAAUGGGCCGUCUUCACCAGCCCAUUCUGGUUUCUGAUAGCGGCCGUGAUCUGUACGCUCAAUGUCGUCUAUAAGGGCUCUCCCAAGCUGGGCCUGAACAACAAGCCUGCCUGGUACAUUGUCGCUGUCACUCUAGGAACCGGAUUCGGGGUCGCGUUUCUUUCGGCUCUAUUCUUUGUUCCCUUUGCUUACUGCAAAGUCAUUAAGCGAGACUACACGCUUCACGUCUGGGACAUCUGGCAGGGUCCGAACCUGUUCUUCCGUGAACCACCGGCAGAUGCAAGCGAGGCGCGUGUUCCGAACUAUGCCGUCAUCAAACACGGCGGUGAGGACGACGAUGAGACAGGAGACCUGGUGGCGCCGACAAAGCCCGCGGAGAAACAAGUUGACGGCGAUGCCAUCACAAAGGAUAGCUCUGAUAGCGACAACGAGAUCAAGCCAGCAGAGGCAGAGGCGCCACCGACUGCGGCCAAGUCGCUUGCCGAGAUGGAAGAUGCUGUCGCCGCAGGCAACCCUCAGGCUCAGUACCGAAUCCUACUUGCUCGCGCCACCGCCAAACACCACGAGAGACUUCGAAAGAGUCGCGGACCUCUGGGCUGGGCGAUGCGCGUUCUGCACCGGAACCCGAUGGGAGCUGGAUCGAUCUACGAAUUGCACAACCUCAAAGCGCUCUGUAACCGUCUCCCGGCCUACGUGGUUGUCGCUCUCCUCUAUGGCGCGCAUUACGAUAUUCAUCGUGCUCAAGUCGGCGUUCUGGGUACGCCAGAAGGCCACCGGAUGAACAAAGUCUACGCCCACGCUGUCAAGUAUCCCAACGAAGUCGAGUAUCUCUAUUCGUUUAUCCAGAUCAUCACGGCCUGCACAGCCUCAUUUGCCCACGGCGCAAACGACGUCGGCAAUGCUGUAGGCGUGUGGGCCGGCAUGUAUGCUGCAUGGAACAGUGGAACUACCGUCAAAUCGAAGGAGGAUGUACCUCUGUGGCAGAUCGCUGUCAUUGCACUCACGAUCUGUGUUGGUUUCAUUACCUAUGGCUAUAAUAUCAUGAAGGUCAUGGGGUCGAAGCUCACAUACCAUUCGCCGAGCCGUGGGUCUUCGAUGGAGAUGGGUGCAGCCAUCACAAUCAUGAUCUUCAGUCAGUACAAACUACCCGUGUCAACAUCGAUGUGUAUCACCGGAGCCACCGUCGGCGUUGGGCUCUGCAACGGGACAUGGAGAGCAGUGAAUUGGCAGCGGGUCGGUUUGUUGUUCUUCUCCUGGAUCAUGACGAUCCCCAUUGCGGGCCUGAUUGGCGGAGGGAUCAUGGGUCUGGCUCUCAACACGCCCCACUUCUAG